Molecule: messenger RNA, 1193 nt
Organism: Gadus morhua (Atlantic cod)
Lineage: Eukaryota; Metazoa; Chordata; Actinopteri; Gadiformes; Gadidae
Gene: hspb9l
Product: heat shock protein, alpha-crystallin-related, b9-like
Exons: 1
Coding region: 123-782 (219 amino acids)
Biological process (GO): protein refolding; response to heat
Cellular component (GO): cytoplasm; nucleus
Source: RefSeq, a predicted model, not a curated record
UCUCAGAGGAAGGGACACACAGCAAUCCCAACAAGAAGUGAACACGGGACCCUAACGUCUGCAAAGGAUUUUCCAACAACGCGUCUUCUUUUUCGAUUUCUUAACCCUGAAACUCGCACAGGAUGCUCUGCCCCAGCGUGUUCCAGCCCUCCCAGGUCAACAUGGGCCUCAUGCCCAUCAUGGACCUGCACUGGCCCAUCCGCAGCCUGUGGCCCGAGACCAGGCCCAUCUUCUACCAGAUGGAGCAGGAGAUGUUCCGCCACAUGCAGGAGAUGAGGCACAACAUGGAGUUUAUGGAUCGCCUUCACCAGAAGAUCUUCGAGGAGAUCGAGCAGUCUCACUCUUCCUUGAGCUCCUCCUCGUCCUCGCCCGUCUACAAGCCCAUCGCCUUCCAGGUGGGAAAGGACAGCGGCAACUUUGCCCUCAGCCUGGACACCAAGGACUUCUCCCCGGAGGAGUUGUCUGUCAAGCAGGUGGGCCGCAAGCUGCGGGUCAGCGGCAAGACGGAGCGGAAGCAGGACGACGGAAAGGGCUCCUUCUCCUACCGUUGCCAGGAGUUCAGGCAGGAGUUUGACGUGCCAGAGGGGGUGGACCCCGACAACAUCACCUGCUCCCUGGCGGCGGGACAGCUGCAGAUCCACGCCCCCCGCGAGAGUAUCGGCGAUGGGAAGGAGAGAGUGGUGCCCAUCCAGUUCACCCCGGCCAUCACGUCCUCACAGAAGGACGAGGGAGCCGCCAGCCCCAGCCCAGCCUCCACAGAGACCUCAGCCAAGGCGGACUGAAAACGGACCCUGAACACCUUUUUUUUGUCGAUUGUCAUUGUUUAAGUUUGUUGUCAUCAUAACCUAGCUGGCUCUGGAAAUGAUUCCACUCCAUAAACCCCCUGGUAUGGUUUGGUAAUAAAUAGACAUUGAAACCGCGCCCAUAUCACUGUUUAAUGGUGUGUUUUUCCUUAUGUAGAGGCCAAAAUAAGUUCGGACCUAUUGCCUCUAACUCUGUCAAACCAAUUCUAGCAAAGGCAGGAUUAGGUGGUAAAUACCUUUUGGGUCCACAGAUACUAUCCUUUACUAUGAUAUUAUGUAUUUACAAACUAAAUGAAAACUGAACUAAAGUGUAAACUGAACGGUAUUAUGAAGUUAGGAAGCAUUUCCUUACACAUUUAUUUUGGAGAAUAAACCUUUUUUUGUAAAUUA